UCAAUCUUAUAUCAAUGACUGGAUUUAUGUCCCAUAAUAUUUUGACCCAGUUGAAUUUUAUUCAAUAUUCAGUCUGAAAAUGCAACACAUAAGUUUCGUCUACUGCGAAUUCCUGCUGAUAGUCUUGGCUUCAACAACGCCUCCAACAAUAUCGAGUCCCCAUCACGAUGACUUGAUUCGAGAUCACGCCAGAAUGUUUGAACUACAUGAGCAUCACAUUUUCCGACUGAAAGGCCUGGUUUUUGGGCUGCUUGGAUUUUCGUCGGUCAUUAUUGUGGCGUAUCUGCUGUAUCAAUACAUUAUUCAAGUAGCCAGAGCACGAAGGAAUCAGGCGGGGGCUGCAUUUUCUGAACGAGAGUCUUUGGUCCCAAUCUCUGAGUUUGAUCAGCCCAGAACAAUAUUCGUGCGACCACUGUUUGGGCCCCUUAGAUCCUUGCGAAAUUACGUGGGGGACGUGUGGGGGGUCAGCAAGGGCAGUUCUCCAACUGCGCCAUUACCAGGCAGCACCCUAUAUCGACCAAAAUAUGACAAUGACCCAUGGGAGCACUUGUAACUCGUAGUGGAUGACCAUAACAAAUUAGUCCCGUUUGUGGGUGAGUCAUCUGCUCCUGAAGAGCGGCGUUCCAGUGUCAAGAUAUUGCAUCGAUUGUGAUUAAUUAGUCUAAGCAUCAUAGAUCGGAUAUUUUGCGUACUCCGGCCUCCAGAAAAAGUCGCGUACUCCGGCCUCCGGAGGCCGGAGUACUCCAAGCCCGGAGUACUCCGAUCUAUGCUAAGCAUUCGAAUUAUUAUAUACUUAUUUUUGGGGCAAAGCCAAGUCGAACUGAAAUAAACCACUUACUAUUCGUGUGAACAAUCUCAUUCUCUCAAUCUCUGUCGCAAUAAACUCGCAUGAAUACAAGUAAUCCGUUUGUCAAAGCCUUGCGUCACUCUUAUCUCCUUCACUUUGGAUAACUAACUGGACGAUGGACACAAUGCAAAUCUGAUGGAUGAAGGUUUUAUUAUGGUCUUAGCCAUGAAGAUAACAUGACCCAUGCAACCUUAACAUUGAGAGGCAAAGCUGAACGCGUAAUUGUUUACUGAGUGGACACUAAAUCAAUGCGAAUUGUGGAAAAAUUCAUAUUCUGUUGAAUAGCUGGAGUUUUUCGUGUAAUAAUGUGAAUAAUUGAGUGCAUGGGAAACAAAAUAAAUAUACGCUUGAAAAUGUGUUCUUUGUUUGGCCAAAAGUGUUACAGCAGAUUCAGUGUGUGUCUCAUAAUAAUUCUUCAGUUUGCUUUCUCAACUGCAUUGAAUUUGAAGAGUUUGAAUGAAGAUCAGUUCGAAACUCAGGACGAAUCGCCUGAAGAACCUGAAGAGCCGGAGGAAUCUGAUGACCCAGAAAUUGAUUUAGGGACGGGUGCCAUCGUUGGAAUUGUCAUUGGAAUCUUGGCUUUACUGAUUGCGAUUCCUAAUUUAUUAUGUUUCUGCUUCGGUUGUCUUUGUUUCAAGGAAAAGGAACCUAAAAUAAUAGGAGUGACACCGUCGGCCUCGGCCACCCUCCGGAAAGAGCACGCGAGGAAAGGAACCACCAAUGAGACGACCAUGGAACACGACAACAGCCGAAAAUUCAGCACUUCGACCACACCAAACCGCCGAGACUCGCAGUUCUCGUCGGCAACUGCACCUCCAGGACAAGAGUUCACUCCGUACCCGCUGGAUGACAACCUUGGCGCGUUCUACUACAACUUGGGGUACGAGCCGCCACCACCGUAUGCCUUUGGAGAUGGUGUCCCCUACAGUGACGACGCUUGGGACGUGAGAAACGGCGCAAGUCGAUCCGCAUCGAUACGCCCAAGUUUAGGGAACAUUGGUGAAAAAAACCAGACAUCUGGACCUGGGCCAUCCAUAAUUAAGGGGUAGCUGUCCCUUGUCGCUGUCAUUUAAUGAUCAAACUUCUCAUAUCUUAACAUAAUAAUAGUAUUAUUUAUGUACAUAUGUAUAUAAUUUAUAGAACCUGCAUGUAAAUAGGUGAUGCAAUAAACAAAAAUUUACAUAUUAUUA
Messenger RNA from Folsomia candida, 2037 nucleotides. RefSeq lists its product as uncharacterized. The record is from RefSeq and is a predicted model, not a curated record. The transcript is spliced from 7 exons. Lineage: Eukaryota; Metazoa; Arthropoda; Collembola; Entomobryomorpha; Isotomidae. Bases 1171 to 1896 code for a protein of 241 amino acids.